Cladocopium goreaui is the source of this 1434-nucleotide messenger RNA. Lineage: Eukaryota; Dinophyceae; Suessiales; Symbiodiniaceae. The record is from the annotation of a GenBank genome assembly.
AUGGAUGCCAUGGACAGCGACAUUCAUCAAGAUGAGGACUGCCCCAUGGCUGGCUACACGGCAUCGGUGUCAGCAUUGCGGGCGCCAUUCAUAGCGGACAGCAGCACGGCAGGUGGAUGGAAUCGUGAGGAGGAGGAGGAGUAUUUGUCGUCAGAUGCCCAGGACAUUUGGAAAGGAGCUGUCGGAGGGGUGCCCGUGCACGAGCGCAGCGUUAUAGCCCAAGAAUGUGUGGUUGGUGAAAAGAAAAAGAUUGCGCCCUUGCAGAUGUUGAAGGGUAUGGCCCGCAUUGAUCAGAGGCUCAUCCAGAACCGUCUAAGCCAUUUGGCAGACGGAGAAUAUGACGUCAAUGGCGACAUCAUCCGACCCCGAGGCUUUCGUCAGAGCACCAUGGCCGCCAUGGCCGUGGAAGUGGAAGAGGUGGUUUCCAGCUGUAGCUUCCGGCGCCGCAACAUGACUGCUGUGACCAACGCCAAGGUGGCGUCUUAUGCCAUCUCUGUGGCAGAGGAAGGGCGUUUGCCUCUGAAGUGCCCUGAGUGUGCGUUGCACUGGGAUGAGGAGGUCUACCUCAAUUCCCUGGGCGAAGAGUUGCCCCGCUUCCAGCGAGCGAAGCAGCUCCAGGAAGAACUGGUCGCGAGGAGCACCGUGCCAGCCUCUCCAGUCUCUCCUCGCACGCAGGAGGUGCUGGCGCGGUAUGGCAUACGACAGUGUCCGCAAUGCCAUGUGAUGAUACAGAAGCAGGCAGAUGGCCUCUUUACUGGAUGUGACAAAAUGACGUGCCGCUGCGGCUGCAUGUUUUGCUUCAAGUGCGGCCGGGAGGCUAGGGGCGGUGUGGCACGUUGCCGUUGCGUUGGACCGCAGCACAGCUACAUCCCACGCAGCGCGGUGUUGAGCAACUACCAGGGCGCGUGGAUUCUGCAAUCGCCUUUGGAUAUGGAUUUGACCAAAAGGCCCAAGGGACGCUCAAAGGCGGCCAGUGCCCGCUUGCAGCGCGAAGCCAAGUCCUUGGACAAGGACCCGCCGCCGUUUAUCCGGGUUGCACAUGAAGCCGGAGAGUUCCGGUGGCAUUUCCUGAUGCAGGGCCCUGGUGAUACACCCUUUGAGGGUGGCGUCUAUUGGGGCGAGCUGGAUUUCCCCAAGGACUACCCCUACAGCCCGCCGCUGGUGCGCUUUCGGACACCCAACGGACGGUUCCAGGUGGAUAGCUGGCUUUGCCGCACUCAAAUGGACUACCAUCCAGAGGGCUGGCAACCAGCAUGGACUCUGAGUGGCUUUCUGCUGGCCUUGCUGACCUUGCUUUGUGCUGGAAACGAUUCCUUCACUAGUGGCAUGGUGCAACCCUCCACCACCGAUGCCGAAAAGCGCACUUUGGCAGAGGCUUCCGGCACCUUCAACGCCCAACAUCCGGAGUUCCCCAAAGAGCUGUUCAAGUCAUGA